Molecule: messenger RNA, 1088 nt
Organism: Acipenser ruthenus (sterlet)
Lineage: Eukaryota; Metazoa; Chordata; Actinopteri; Acipenseriformes; Acipenseridae
Gene: rsph9
Product: radial spoke head component 9
Exons: 5
Coding region: 139-969 (276 amino acids)
Biological process (GO): motile cilium assembly; axoneme assembly; cilium movement involved in cell motility
Cellular component (GO): axoneme; radial spoke
Source: RefSeq, a predicted model, not a curated record
GGGCGCUGUUUACAUUAGCAACAAUCACAAACGAGGCCUGGGUGAAGAAGCAGCUGCUUCGUUCCCGUUCACUACAAAUCAAGUUUUAAAUUCAAUAACAUAUUUACGACUUCAUUAACGUGUUACCUGAAGUGUACAAUGGAUUUUAGAAGCCUACAUUUCUCCUUGGACCUCGUUGCAGGCAGUGGUUUGGUUCUGAGUCCAGAACAGAAAGCAACCUUGCAGACUUCGUUGGUGAUUCUGAAGAGGCAUUAUAAAUUUACCCGUGUAGUUUUCUGGGGGAAAAUAUUGGGGAUAAAAGCCGACUAUUACAUAGCACAGGGAAUAGGACAUGACGAGAUCAGCGACAAAAAGACACUGUACAGCUUGAACUGCAUGGAAUGGAACCUGCUCCCUCCUGCGACAAAAACCAUGAUAGAUGAGACAUCUGUAAUCAAAGGCUGUUUCCUGGGAGAUCCUUCACAUGACUAUGAACAUAUAGAGACGAGGAAGGAUGAGGACGGACAUGAGGCUCAGGAAGAGGAAAUUACUGUAAAAAUUAAAGAAGAACAGCGGCUUGCAGCUGCCAUAUCACUGAUAGACAAAGAGGCAGCAGUAGUUCCAAGAGGAGCGUAUAUCAAGACUCCACACGGUCUUGUCCACACCAACAGAAGUUUUGAAGGUCUGUCUGUAUCAGAUGCAGGGAAGCUAAGCUCAUAUUUCCACUUUGCUGAACCUGUUCACCUUAAGCAGAAAUCCCUUCUGGAAAAAGCUGACUUGGAUCCAUCAAUUGACUUCAUGGAUUCACUGGAGAAUGAUAUACCAAAAGGAUCCUGGAGUCUGCAGUUUGAGAAAUGCAGCAGUGUGCUUGUGCUCAGGAGUUUACUCUGGUGUGGUCUCACAUUUUAUCACAUCCCAAUGACCCCACAGCAUGGCUAUAUUUACAUGGGAACAGGGCUGAAGAACAUAGACCUCCCAUUCAUGUUGUAACAGCACAAUCUAGUAUGGUUAUUGAUAUCAACACUAUUUACCCAUUUAUUUAUAUACUAUCAAAUAAAAAAAAUGGCACAUUGACUUUGUAUGAAUAAAAAUAUUUAAUAAGUAUGUUC